Molecule: messenger RNA, 1424 nt
Organism: Elaeis guineensis (African oil palm)
Lineage: Eukaryota; Viridiplantae; Streptophyta; Magnoliopsida; Arecales; Arecaceae
Biological process (GO): generation of catalytic spliceosome for second transesterification step; RNA splicing
Cellular component (GO): U2-type post-spliceosomal complex; U5 snRNP; U4/U6 x U5 tri-snRNP complex
Source: RefSeq, a predicted model, not a curated record
CUGGUGGGAGUUGGACUGCGCGGUGAAACUCAACCUAUCUUCCCCAGUUUGGAAGCGACGCCAAUCUCCUUCACCUCAUUCGCGGCAGGGGACGACGGAAAAGUGACCUCGCAGCAGCCAUGGAUCUCCUCAAGCGCGAGCUCCAGAAGAAGCGGCAGAGCCUCGAGGCCGACUUCGGCGGCAAGAAGCCUAAACGCUCCGAGAUCGAGCAGAAGGAGAUCCAAAAGCUUCGCGCCGAGGAGCAGUGGGAACGCCUCUUCAAAGCACGCCCCUCCUCCGCCGCCUCCUCCUCCGGCAGAAACCCUAGUUCCGCAGCCUCCCUUCCCCCCGCCCUCUCCUCUUCCUCCUCCUCCAAGAAGCCCUCCGACGCUCGCUCCGAGGAGCAGAGGAUCGACGACCUCGUCCUUCCCCGCCACGAGGUCAUCCGCCGCCUCCGCAUCCUGAAGCAGCCCAUUACCCUCUUCGGCGAGGACGACGACGCUCGCCUCGACCGCCUCAAGCUCACCCUCAAAUCCGGCAUCCUCGAGAUCGACAGCGACAUGACCGAGGGCCAGACCAACGACUUCCUCCGCGACAUCUACGAGCUCCGCAAGCGCCAGAAGUCUGGCUUGGCCUCCUUCCUCCACGACCAGAGCAAGAGCAAGAGGGAGGACGGGGAUGGAUUGGAGGACGAUGGGGUUGAUGCGGAUGGGGACAAGAAUCUGAGCGCGGAUGGAGGGUCGUCAGGAGAGAAUGCCGACAAGGAUUUGAAGCGGAUGAAGGCCAAAUUUGAGGAUCUCUGCGAUGAGAAUAAGAUUCUUGUGUUCUUUAAGAGACUUCUGAAUGAGUGGAAUCAGGAGCUCGAGGAGAUGCCGGAAGCGGAGAACAGGACGGCCAAGGGGAAGUCGAUGGUCGCCACUUUUAAGCAAUGCGCUCGGUACCUGAAUCUCCUCUUCAAGUUCUGCAGGAAAAAGGUUCUUCCAGAUGACAUCUGUCAAGCAUUGCUGGUUGUGGUUGAAUGCUGUUUGAGACGAGCUUAUUUGGCAGCAAUGGAUCAGUACAUCAAAUUGGCCAUUGGAAAUGCACCCUGGCCUAUUGGUGUGACUAUGGUUGGCAUCCACGAGCGUUCGGCUCGUGAGAAGAUCUACACUAAUUGUGUGGCCCACAGCAUGAACGACGAGACAACUCGAAAGUACUUGCAGUCUGUGAAGAGACUAAUGACCCUCUGUCAACGUCGAUAUCCAGCAGAUCCAUCCAAAUCAGUCGAGUUUAAUAGCCUGGCUAAUGGGAGUGAUCUACGGUCUCUCCUGGCAGAGGACUGUGGGGCGGGGAAAUCAGCAUCGGAAGAAAGGCUUCGGUUAAUGCCUGCAGCAAAGGAAUAAUUUUCAUAUUCUUAUCUGAAACCAGUAUAAAUAAUCAAUGAUAAUGUAUUCUGAUAUUCUAAA